This is a messenger RNA of Nylanderia fulva, 2699 nucleotides long. The record is from RefSeq and is a predicted model, not a curated record. Lineage: Eukaryota; Metazoa; Arthropoda; Insecta; Hymenoptera; Formicidae.
AUGGACGACAGUGAACAUCACAAGAAAGAAAUAGUCAGUUUAUCAUGGUGCCCUUCAGAUAUGAAUGUCUUAAAUGGAAACAAUAAGAGAGAUUUACUUUUAGCUUCUGGCGCAAAAUUACGAUCUGUGUUUAUUUGGAGAGCUGGUAGAGAUGGUAAACGCGAGACUGUGAUAAAUAUACCAAAAUGGUCACACAAGCAGAAGCCUUAUAGACGCAAACACGAUAGUGCGAUUUGGAUUGCAAUGUGUUGGGUAGAGCCUAAAGUGUUUUUAACUUCAUCUCUUUGGAAUGAACUUCUGUCCUGGGAUCUAUCUACGUACAAAACCAAACGUACAUAUCAGUUCUUCCAUAAAUUGCACAGCAACCAAUUGUGUUCCAUAACCGCUGUACCCGAAAAUGAUGCAAUAUCCGACAAUGAGAGAGCAAAAUCCAAACUCGCGGUUUGGACUUCGGCGCAAGAUGGUUGGAUUAUAUGUUACAAACGAAACGACGAUGAUAUGAAAUCGGCGAGCCUGAAAUAUAAAAUUCCUACGCAAGAAGGCUUUAUGUACUGCAAAGGAGCUGAUUGUGACGACAAUGAUUCAAUUAUUGCAUUUCACGUUGGAGACGCGAUGUUGCAUCAGUGGAAUUUGCCUGAAUAUGAAAACAAAAAAUCUUUCAAUGAUAUAUUGCAAUGGCAGAUGCUAAAAGGAAAAAUAACAGCGGUAUCGUUGUUUCCUGGAGAUAAAUUAUCCAAAGUAGCUUUUGGUACUGGAGAUGGUCACAUUGGCAUAUUUAACGUAAAUAAUACACCAUUAUUUACAUUAUACAGGCAGUAUCAUAGAAAUACUAUUUAUAAGCUUGAAUGGGCUAAACUUAAAGAGGAUUUUUAUUUAUUCUCCUGUGCGGAAGGGGAAUUAGUUGCGUUCAAGAAAUUCCCGCCACAUAACGAAUCCAUGUCCAUAAUCAAGGAAGGAUGCACGGAAUUUGCUUGGAAAUCCAAUUUGUGCUUAGCGAUUGGUUUAGAAAAUGGAUCGAUCAUGUUUUAUGAUCAGAAGCUGACGAAACAAUAUGCGAUAGAUAUCUUAAGAUAUAUGGUGAAUUGUUUGGCUUGGCAUCCCGAAAGUACGGCGACAGAUAAAUGGAAGUCGCCAGCUGCCAAUUACUUGACAGUUGCCUCCGAUUGGACUAUAAUAAUUUUUGAUAUGGUGAAUUGUUUGGCUUGGCAUCCCGAAAGUACGGCGACAGAUAAAUGGAAGUCGCCAGCUGCCAAUUACUUGACAGUUGCCUCCGAUUGGACUAUAGUAAUUUUUGAUAUGUCAGAAUUGAUAAAGGACCUGGAAAGAAUGCUUACACCGGAUUGUGUCGAGGAAGAAGACACUAAAAAAGAGUGCAAACGCCACAAGAUGAUAACAAUGUUAAAUGGACACAACAAUAAAGUGGUUUGGAAUGUUGAAAAACAGGAACUGAUGAGCACAUAUAUGGGUCACAAUGGACCGGUGUUAUAUUGCAUGUGGAGUCUCCUGAAACCACAAAUUAUAAUGACCGGCUAUCAAUCUGACACAGUAUUGCUAAAGGAAAAAAAGGAAAAUUUAUAUUUUAAUGGAUAUGAUAAAUUAAUAAACGAUGGAACUAAGAUUUUAAAUUUUAUCAAAAACGAUAUAAAAUUGGAACAAGAACAAUACGAAGAAGAUGAUAAUAUUGCAAACAUAUCGUUAUUCUCAAAAAAGCAUCUUUUAAAACUUGUUGCUCAUAAACAAUUAAUUCAAGAUAGUUCAAAUGCCAUUACUGAGAUGAAUAUGUGGUGUAACAAUUUGAAAAACGAUUUGGCGAGCGCGGCUAAAAAUAAAAAAUUAAAUGAUUUUUUAGUAUCGCUCGCGUCGAGCGUUUCUAUGAAAACGUGGAAAGAAAUGUGUGAAACAUAUUUGUACCAAUUAAUAGAGCAAGGCAAUGUGAAGAAAGCAGUGUCAUAUUUACUCUGUCUACACAAAAUUCACGAAGCCAUAGAAGCAUUUUUAAAUGCUAAUAUGUUUAAAGAGGCUUACGUGCUUGCGAGAUACAAAUUGGACAUCACUGAUCCGGUUUUAGAAAACAUAUUAGAAUUAUGGUCGGAAUGGUGUCUUUUGAAUGAUCAAAUGGAGCAAGCUGCUCAUUGGUACAAAAAGGCGGCAAAAAUUCUUGCUCGCCGGAAAGACAUACAUUAUUUGGAGGUAGCGUCUCAAUUAGCAUUUCUAAACGGUGAUGAAGAAUAUGGAAUAUCUUUGAUUGUGGACGCGAUGAUACGUGCUCUUGUCGAAUCAGACUGGUCGAAAGCGCGUUCCCUUAUCGCGAAUUUUUCAACAAAUUCAGUGACUUCCAAUACUGCCGAUGAAAAUGAUGUGUAUGAGAAAAUUGAGGAGGAGAUCAAUAAACUGAAACUUGAGGAAAAGGUAUUCAGAGAGGAACGAGUUUACAUACCGAAUUCCAAAGUUAUUUUCGAUAAAGUUUGUUCACUUGUUCACAAAUUAAGUAAUGUUAAUCAUAAUCGAUUUUUACAUAUAAUACUUUAUUAGAACAGUCUGAACAGUUAAAUAGUUAAAAGCAGACGAGAUAUAAUUUAUCUGUAUCAAGAAGGUUCGUCAAAAAGUUUGAGAAUAUAUUUCAGAAAAUACAAUAUAAAUUAUAACAAGUCCUAUUAGCUCACAUGAACUAUAAAGUAAAACAUGCAAGCAGAAAAAUA